UUCAAGUGGGAAGAGGCCAGGGACUUGGUUCCAUAUAUACAGCCCAAACUCCCUUUCCUCAGUAUUCUGGACAUCGCUUCUCUCUUGCUUGUACUUCAUAAGAGAUAACAACUCAACCAUGCUGAAGUCUAUCUCGGCCCUUUCGGCGUUAGUGCUGGUUCUGAUUAUACAAGAGGCAUCUGUUACUCCAGUUAUCCAGAAGCCAAGCAAGCUGCCAUGCGGGCAGUUCGGCAAAGACUCAAGUGGGGAGCAAGGCAGAGAAGAAACAACUACUGUACCAACCUUACAGUCAAGUGAGGAGCCCACUGUUCGCCCCACUGAAGUGACAAGUGGGGAAUUCAGCGGAGAAGCAAAUACUGAACCAAGUCUAGAGCCCAGUGGGGAGCCCAGUGCUCAACCAUCUCAACAGCAAUUAUGGGGAAAUAGUGGCGAAUUCAGUGGAGAAGCAAAUACUGAACCAAGUCUGGAACCCAGUGGGAAGCCCAGUGUUCAGCUGGUUGAAGAAUUCAGUGGGGAAGAAAAACCAACUCUGGAACCAAGCUCUGGCCCAAGUGAACAGCAAACUAUACAGGCAACAGAUGAGCCAAACGAGGAAGUAAGCGAAGAGGCUAAAACUGUGCAACCAAGCCCACAGCUCAGUGGAGAUCCCAGCAAAGGAUCUGGUGCCAUUCCAUGUAAACUGCAAGGCGGAGAACCACAAGAAGAUACAAGUGGGGAGCCAAUCCUAGAACCAACCCCAAGUGAAACUCCAGCAGUGUCUUCAAAAGUUAAAAGCAGACUCCUGGACAUCGUGCUCAUCCUAUAGACAAAACGACAGAAUCAUGUGCAGCUUUAAAGCAAAGAGCCUUAAAACCAACUUGUUGGGUUUCUAUGUAACGUCAGUCAAUUCCUGGGGCUUCUUUUAAACUUCAUAACAAACUGCAGCAAGUCAGGCAUUUGAAGCAUGACACUGUGUUAAUUCUACUGUCGCUUUUCAUUCCUACUUUCCGUCAA
Molecule: messenger RNA, 993 nt
Organism: Sphaerodactylus townsendi
Lineage: Eukaryota; Metazoa; Chordata; Lepidosauria; Squamata; Sphaerodactylidae
Product: protein TsetseEP-like
Exons: 3
Coding region: 119-805 (228 amino acids)
Source: RefSeq, a predicted model, not a curated record